AUGCGGACCGUGUUUCCCACAAACCUUUUAGAUCCUUUUCUUCUGAUCAAAAAUGGUCUGGUCGCAGGGAGCUUUCGCUCGUCAGGCUCCAAAAAGGAAUUUCUAGUCUAUGAGCCAUCUACGGGAAACGUGCUUCAGAGCUGCGCAGAUAUGACAAAAGAAGACUUCAUUGAGGCCAUCGAGAGCGCCCAUAAAGGCUUUGAACUUUUUUCCACAACUACAACUGCCAAAGCACGUGGGGAAAUUUUGAGGAAGUGGUAUGAGCUGAUUUUGCAGCACAAGGAUGACCUUGCCAAGAUACUUUCUUUGGAGAAUGGAAAGACCCUGGCGGAGGCUCAAGGCGAGAUUGGCUACUGCGCGUCCUUCGUUUCCUGGUUUGCAGAGGAAGCAACUCGAUCCUACGGCGAUACAAUCCCCUCGUCUACUGCAACCGACUCCACUAUUAUUACAUUCAAGGAGCCUGUUGGUCCAUGUGCAAUUAUAACACCGUGGAACUUCCCCGCUGCCAUGAUAACCCGGAAGAUUGCCCCUGCCUUCGCCGCAGGUUGCUCUGUCGUUAUAAAGCCACCCAGUGAGACUCCAUUCAGCGCACUAGCAUUGGCAAAGCUUGCCCUCCAAGCAGGAGUUCCAAAAGACUGCAUUCAUGUCUUGCCUACCAAAGACCACCAAGCUUCUCAGGAAUUGAUCACCCACCCGAUGAUCAAAAAGGUCAGCUUCACCGGUUCUACAGGGGUUGGAAAGCUCCUAACAAAGCAAGCUGCGGGAACAAUGAAAAGAGUCAGUAUGGAGCUUGGAGGAAAUGCCCCAUUCAUUGUCUUUGACGAUGCAGACCUUGAUCUAGCCGUUGAUGGUGCUAUGAUAUGCAAGUUCCGUUGCUCGGGCCAAACGUGCAUUUGCGCCAAUCGCCUGCUGGUUCAUGAGUCAGUUGUGGAUAAGUUCACAGCCAAGCUAUGUGCUAAGGUGCAGGCCCUCCGCCUAGGACGAGGAAUUGACCACGGCACUACCCAAGGACCUCUUGUAAACACCACUGCCGUGGCGAAAAUUGACGCCCACGUAAAGGAUGCUCUAGAAAAGGGAGCCAUCUUACACACUGGGGGCAAAAAGCCCGCUGGACUUACUGGCUACUUCUAUGAGCCAACGGUAUUGACUGGUGUUACCACCAAUAUGAAAGUGGCCAGAGAUGAGACCUUUGGUCCUCUGGCGCCAAUUUUCUCAUUUUCUACUGAGGCUGAAGCAAUAGCCAUGUCCAACGACACCGAAUUUGGGCUUGCGGGCUAUUUCUUCAGCAACGACAUCAGCCGCGUUAUGCGUGUGGGUAGACAGCUACAGUGCGGUAUGAUCGGAGUCAACACCGGAGUCAUAAGUGCAGCAGAGGCUCCCUUUGGAGGUGUGAAGGAAAGUGGUGUUGGAAGAGAAGGGAGCAAGUAUGGGCUGGCUGAGUACCAGAGCAUCAAGUCAAUUACCAUCGGUAAUACUCGUUUUAGGACUUGA
Penicillium egyptiacum is the source of this 1491-nucleotide messenger RNA. NCBI's taxonomy places the organism in Eukaryota, Fungi, Ascomycota, Eurotiomycetes, Eurotiales, Aspergillaceae. The record is from the annotation of a GenBank genome assembly.